This is a messenger RNA of Hemibagrus wyckioides, 1058 nucleotides long. It is a transcript of the gene cacul1, whose product is annotated as CDK2 associated cullin domain 1. Gene Ontology annotation, molecular function: ubiquitin protein ligase binding. Gene Ontology annotation, biological process: ubiquitin-dependent protein catabolic process. The transcript has 8 exons. The annotation marks the transcript as partial. The record is from RefSeq and is a predicted model, not a curated record. NCBI's taxonomy places the organism in Eukaryota, Metazoa, Chordata, Actinopteri, Siluriformes, Bagridae.
ACACAAUUAGAAGUAUCACGGUUGCUGAGUAAAGCCAGUUGUAUUCCAGUCGAUGACGGUGUGUGUGAGAUUCCCCUUCAGACAGCUGUUUGUUAUGGUCCAGCUAAUGCGAGGAGCUUGACUUUUAAUCCCUCUGAAUUUAUGAUGAAUGGAAUGACAGCAGAGGACUACAAAGAAACUUACUGGCCAAGGCUGGAAAAAGCAGUUGAACAGCUGCUGACUCAAAGCCCAGUGAAAUACAGUUCUAUCUCCUAUGAGCAGAUUUACAGUCAUGUUUAUAAGUGUGUGUGCCAGCAAUACUCCGAACAUCUCUACAGGGACCUGCUAUGGAAGAUUACAGCUCACUUACAGCAAGUGUGCUUAGAGUUGCAAGACAGCCAACCUGAAAGUUUUGUUGAAAACUUCAAUCAAGCUUUCACUCAGUACAUGGCUGCAAUCCAGUGCAUCAUUCCUGUGUUUUUUUAUAUGAACAAGUUCUACAUUGAAAUUAAGCUGCACAGAGACUUGAAGGAUGACCUCAUGGACCUUUUCUCAGCUCAGGUUGCAGAGAAACAUAUUAGUAUGUUAAUAUCUCUUCUUAAGAAAGCUGAUUCCAUGUCAUUUCAAGUUAAACCAUCAACCAUGGCAAGUGUGGUAAAGGGCCUUUAUGAUCUGCAACCAGACUGGGCUCAGCUAGCUCCUGCAUUGUUUUCUAGAUUUAUUCCCCAGAUUCACCCUCCUGUUUUGGAGUCUGAUCUGCUGCGGUAUGCAGCUGAAGACCAGAAAUUGCAAAUGGAGCUUUCACUAAAUGGUUUUGCCAGGUGUAACCACUCACGUAAAAGACCAAGUGAAGAAUCCUGAAAAUCCUGCUGGAAAACAUGAAAUGAAGAAAGGCAAAGAAGAAAGUGCCCUUACAGUGGGGCUAUGUAUUAACUGAAAAUAAUUUACUAAGUUAAGUAAAUGAAGGGGUUAAAGGCCUUGCUAAAGGUAACAGUUUGGCUGGGCUGGAGCUUGAACACUGAGCCCUUGAUCUGUUCUGAUCAGCAACCUGAGCUAAAGACCAGACAGACAGACAGACA